AUGUCGCUCCGCCUGCGCUGGCCGCGGCUCACGCCGGGGGUCAAGCGCCUGCUCAUCCUCGCCGCACCGGCGGCGCUCGGCGCCGGCGUGGCCCAGAUCAACCUGGUCGUCGAUAUCAUCAUCGCAUCGCUGCUGCCGCCGGGCUCCGUCUCUUUUCUCUACUACGCCGAUCGCGUGAAUCAGCUUCCGCUCGGCGUCGUCGGCGUCGCGGUCGGGACCGCGCUAUUGCCCCUGCUCAGCCGCCAGCUGCGGGCGGGCGAGGUCGAGGAGGCGGUCGGGAGCCUGAACCGGGCAAUCGAGAUGGCGCUCCUGCUGGCGGUGCCGGCGGCAGUCGCGCUCAUCGUCAUCGCGGGCCCCGUGAUCGCGGUCCUGUUCGAGCGCGGCGCCUUCGGGGUCGACGAGAGCAGCGCCACGGCCGGCGCCCUCGUCGCCUAUGCCGCCGGGCUCCCUGCCUUCGUGCUGAUCAAGGUGCUGGCGCCCGGCUACUUCGCGCGGCAGGACACGCGGACACCGGUGCGGAUCGCGAUCCUCUGCCUGACGGUGAAUGUCGUGCUCAACCUCGCGCUCAUGGGGCCGCUCGCCCAUGUCGGGAUCGCGCUGGCAACCACGCUCGCCGGCUGGCUCAACGUGGGCCUUCUGGCCGCGGGUCUCGCGCGGCGAGGCUUCCUCAAGCCGGACGGUCGGCUGAAACGCCGGCUCCCGCGCAUGAUCGCGGCGGCGGCCGGCAUGGCGCUGCUCUUGUGGGGGAUCGCACUCGGCCUGGAGACCCCGCUCGAAACCGCGGGUCUGCGCAUUGCGUCACUCGCCGCUCUCGUCGCCGCCGGCCUCGUGGGCUACGGCGCUCUCGCCGCCGCCAUGGGGGCCAUAUCGCCGACCGGCAACCUGCACCUCGGCAACUACCUUGGCGCGAUCAAGAACUGGGUCGCGAUGCAGCGGGAGUACGACUGCCUCUAUUGCAUCGUCGAUCUGCACGCGAUCACGAUGCCGCAGGAGCCCGAGGAACUCACCAGCAACACGCGCGAGGUCACGGCCGGGCUGCUCGCCGCCGGGCUCGACCCCAAGACCUGCAUCAUCUUCAACCAGAGUCGGGUGGCGGCGCACGCGGAGCUCUCCUGGAUCCUCAACUGCUUCACGCCGCUCGGCUGGCUCAACCGCAUGACCCAGUUCAAGGAGAAGGCGGGGAAGAAGCGGGACAGCGCACUCCUCGGCCUCUACGCCUACCCGGUGCUGAUGGCCGCCGACAUCCUGCUCUACCAUGCGACCGCAGUGCCGGUGGGCGAGGACCAGAAGCAGCACCUCGAGCUCUCGCGCGAUAUCGCCGGCGCCUUCAACCGCGCCUACGAUGUGGAAUUCUUCCCGCUGCCCGAGCCGAUGAUCUUCGGCGCCGCGACGCGGGUGAUGAGCCUGCGCGACGGGCGCAGCAAGAUGAGCAAGUCGGAUGGCUCCGAUUACGCGCGUAUCAAUCUGACCGACGACGCCGACACGCUCGCGCUCAAGAUCAAGCGCGCCAAGACCGAUUCCGAGCCGGGCCUCGCCUUCGACCCCGAGCGGCGGCCCGAGGCGGCGAACCUGCUGAGCAUCUACGCUGCGCUCGCCGGCGAGCCCGUGGAGCGGGUUAUCGCCGAGCACACCGGGACGGGCUUCGCGGCCUUCAAGGGCAAGCUUGCCGAUCUCGCGAUCGAGACGCUCGGCCCCAUCGCCCAGCGUAUGCGCGAGCUGCAGGCGGACCCCGCCUAUAUCGACGGGGUGCUGGCCGACGGCGCAGAGCGCGCACGGAACAUCGCCGACACCAACCUCGCCGAGGUGCGGCGCAUCAUGGGGCUGCUCGACGCCUGA
Molecule: messenger RNA, 1836 nt
Organism: Geodia barretti
Lineage: Eukaryota; Metazoa; Porifera; Demospongiae; Tetractinellida; Geodiidae
Source: the annotation of a GenBank genome assembly